This is a messenger RNA of Carassius auratus (goldfish), 2705 nucleotides long. Its product is annotated as C3a anaphylatoxin chemotactic receptor-like. Gene Ontology annotation, molecular function: complement component C5a receptor activity; G protein-coupled receptor activity. Lineage: Eukaryota; Metazoa; Chordata; Actinopteri; Cypriniformes; Cyprinidae. The coding region runs from base 159 to 1157 and encodes 332 amino acids. Gene Ontology annotation, biological process: inflammatory response; positive regulation of cytosolic calcium ion concentration; phospholipase C-activating G protein-coupled receptor signaling pathway. Gene Ontology annotation, cellular component: plasma membrane. The transcript is spliced from 2 exons. The record is from RefSeq and is a predicted model, not a curated record.
UUUCCUGCACUUCCACUCUGCAGGGUGUCUGUGUAUGUCUGUUUCUCAGGAGAUCAAAGUAUCUGAGGUUCUUUUAAUUUACAAUUGCUUAAAGUAGUAAGCAGUGGAAAGUUAUCACUAGUUAGUACAGAGCAGCUGGUGAGGACAAGCAGAGCACUAUGGACAGCAGCAACUCAAGCAAAAUGAACCAGACUGAAUAUAACAAUAAUAACUUGGAUGAAGUUUUUUGUCUGGAAUGUUUUUAUGAGCUGUGGAAUUCUAUGAACAAGAUUUCUCUGGUCUUCUACUACCUGACCUUGAUCCUCGGUGUUCCUGGCAAUGCAUUUGUCGUGUAUGUCGCUGGAUUGAAGAUGAAGAGGACUGUUAAUACAGUAUGGUUUCUCAAUCUAGCGAUUGCUGACCUCUUGUGCUGCCUUAACACUCUUUUCAUCGUGACCGAGAGCGCUUUUGAUCUCUCGCCUUACGCAUCCGUACUGUGCAAGAUUAUCCCUUUCAUUAUGCUCAUCAACAUGUUUGCCAGCGUUUUCACACUGAGCUUGAUUAGUCUGGAUCGGUUUACUCAGGUGAUCACACCGGUUUGGGCUCAGAAUCAUCGCAGCUUGUUCAUCGCACGACUGUCCUGUGUAUUGGCUUGGAUUCUGCCUUCAAUUCUUUGUGUGCCUUUUAUGUUAACUAAGACUUUCACAGUAAAUAACAUAACAUACUGCGAUUUUGCUGACGAUUUUAAAUUGUAUAGAAGUUUUAGCAUCAUCAGAUUUGUGAUUGGCUUUUUGGUUCCUCUCAUAUGCAUCACAACAUGUUACGGAUUAAUCGCACGCAAGUUAGGCAGGAGUCAUUUUAACUCUGGACGAGCAUUUCGUAUCAUGUCUGCUGUAAUCGUGGCCUUUUUUCUUUGCUGGCUGCCGUAUCACAUAGUAGUUUUGUUACUAACGUUCGGAGAGGAGUCCAGUCUCUAUGUGACUUGGGCAGUGCAUCCGUUGACCUUCUCUUUGGCGUAUUUCAACAGCUGUCUGAACCCCAUUCUGUAUGUUUUCAUGGGGCAGGAUUUUAAGAGCAAUGUUAAACUUUCUCUAAGACGUGUUUUUGAAAGAGUUUUCUCUGAGGAGGGAACACAAGCAUCACGAUCCACACAGCCUCAACACACACACUCAGUGUAGAGAAGAUAUCAGCUCAUUUAUACAGAGGUUUCUGAUUUAUUUUUAUUACUAUUCUAAUAAUGUUGUUCUAAUUAUUUUUUUUGAAAUUCAUCAACUCGAAAUCAGCAAGUCAUCUAACUCUUAUUCUUCAUUCCUGUGUGUUUCUCUCUGUAUUGUUGAUGUAUUUUCUAUCGUCUAUUAACUAUCGUCAAAGCUUAACAUCACAGUGAUUGAAUACUGAUGCUUGAUUAAUUAAUUCUAUGCAUAAUUCAUGAAGAAGAAAAUGUAAUUUAAAGCUUGUAAUUGUGAAUAUAACAAAAACAUUAUACAUUUAUAACAUAUAAAUUGCCUUAUCUCAGUGAUUUAGUCAUAUUGGUGUUUUUCUACUUUAGUGUUAUGGAGUUAUGGAGUUGAUUACUCAAAAGAAAAGUGCAUGAUGUAUAAACAUUGUUUUAAAUAUAAAAUGCAAAAUUUUUAAUUUUAUCAUUACUGUAAUGUUCACUGAACCUUUAAUUAAUUUGUAAUUAGAUUUUUUGGUUUUAUUGAAAAUGAGGACACGUUUGGAGGCUGCAACAAAACAACUUCCUCCUUUUCAUCACGACAGGAAAGUGACAAGGAGACACGUGUUAAAUUAAAUGACAGAUAACAGAUUUUAAGAUUCCAAAUACUUUGCUGUAAAUGUAUAUGAACAUUUCAUCAGUAGUGACACACAUUUACCUGCAAUUACUAAAACCAGCAACUGCUAAGAAACUUAAGAAGUUCCUCUUUUUCCUUUUUUAUUCUGGAGAAACUGGUCAAAUAAAUGACAGAUGACAGACUGAAAGAUCUCUAUUCCAAAUGCAUUAUCAAAUAAAAUAAACGUGUAAAUGUUCUGUUUAUAAAACUUUCUGUAAAAUUCCAUAAAAGUGACCUGAUUCUGGAUCAGUGUAGUAUUAAUUCUGCAUGUCUUUUGUAGUAUAAAUAGUGAGCAGUAUAUUCAUAUUCCUUUAAUGGAGCUUGAUAAGGACAAUAUGAGUUUAAAAUACUGAGAACCUACACGUGUUUGACCCAUGUGAUGCAAAGGAUUUAUGACAUGCCUCAUAUGAUGGCAAAAGAGCAAAUUAUUAUGUUUUUCUUAAAGAGGGACAUUUUGUAAAACAGAGUUGAACAGAAAGUGAGAAACCAUGACAAAUUAUGAAUAUUGUCUUUCUCAGAAAAAGCAUAAAUCAUAACUCAUUUAAGUUAAAGAAUUAUACUGAUAUAUAAUGUCAGGCAUUCUUAGAAAUUGCUUUGAAGAAGUAUGUUUGGUUUAAAAUCAUUCAGGCGUCUAAACUCUCAAAAUCUCUUGAACCCUCUGAGCUCUUCUUAUUUGUUGCUCUCUCAUGCUCUCGAUCACGUGCUGUUUCUGAAACUGAAGCCUCUGGACCCACUCCUCACGUAACCUGAGAGAAAACAUUGAGGAUUUAUUGCUGUGUGCACACAUAGACUUUAUAUAAUGAUGAUACAAGUGGUUUUGGAGAAUCUCAUCUCAGCAAAUAUGUUUCAUUUUUAAGAACCAUUAAACAUUUGCUGAUUAAUUUGAAAUCUAAA